This is a messenger RNA of Alligator mississippiensis (American alligator), 2956 nucleotides long. It is a transcript of the gene CLK4, whose product is annotated as CDC like kinase 4. Gene Ontology annotation, biological process: regulation of RNA splicing; protein phosphorylation. Gene Ontology annotation, molecular function: ATP binding; protein tyrosine kinase activity. The transcript is spliced from 10 exons. Bases 1857 to 2750 code for a protein of 297 amino acids. Lineage: Eukaryota; Metazoa; Chordata; Crocodylia; Alligatoridae. Gene Ontology annotation, cellular component: nucleus. The record is from RefSeq and is a predicted model, not a curated record.
UGAGUAAUUUUUAACUUUAUUAUUAACAGGCUAGUGUUAGUAGACCACUAUUGAGUGCUAGAACUUCAAUUCAUGAGUACAAGAGCUUAAGGAAAUUUGUCUUUUGUAAAUAAAAGAUUCCUAGCAUUCUCCUCUGUGUGUGUGUGUGUGUGUGUGUGUGUGUGUGUGUGUGUGUGUGUGUGUGUGUGUGUGUGUGUGUGUGUGUGUGUGUGUGUGUCUUUAGAUAAAACUUUAGAAUACUGUACUAGGGGGGGAAAUUACGGUAGUCAGUAAUUAAAUCACUGACAUUAUCCUUUUAAAUUAUUGCCUGGAAGUACAUGUCUGUUGACCACUAUUCUGUGUGACAGCGCAACUAUCCCAGCUGUUUCACCAUCUUAGUAAAUUAAGUUUCACAGCUAGCUUGAGGUGCCACCCAAAUCCAUUGCUAAUGAUAAUUAAAAAUAUUUACCUUUUUAUUUAAAUGUAAAUGCUUAUACACGAACAUGCAGUUGAUGUCUGUCACGUGUUGACAGCGAGACACUUCAGUUCCACACGCUCUCUCCAAAUAAUUUUGAUCACUUGUAAUCUAAUGGCAGCUGAAUGUUUUAUUGAAGAUCAGAUGAGCUUGCUGUCUGCAUACUAGCAGGGCAUGCCAUCUGAAAUUUUCUCUACCAGCAUGAUACCUGUUGAAAUUUAGUUGUAUUUAUUAUAUACAAAGUAAUACAAAUUUGCCCCAAUCUUCAGUAGAAGUAGAAUGAUGCAUUAGAUUACACAUUGCUGUUCAAGGACUUUUUUGAGUAAUUUCUUUGCUCUAAAUAUGAAGGAAGUAAUAUUGCUUGAUAAAUUCUUUUACUUAGAUGACUUCAGUUGUUUAAAAAAUUUGGUCAGUCAAGGAGUUCUCACCUGGUUAUAAGAUUAUAUAUCUAUGAAUAAACAUUAACUUUUGCUGUUUUAUAUUAAGUUAUUAGAAAAUAAUGAUAUUGCAGUCUUAAUAUCAGUCUUCAACUAAACCAGUGUUUGAGAGACAAAAUUGUGUUGUUUUUUCUGUUGCCUUAUCACUUUCAGUAUUUAUCUGAAAAUCUGUUCCUUGCCAUGUUUUUCUUCUGUAACAUAAACUGUGCCCUGUGAAUUUCUGGGGACUGAAUUUGAAAUUGCUCCUGCCAACUGUUCGUGGCCUGGUGCGUAACUGAAUGCCUGAAUAUCUCCCUGCUGAAUGAAUUGCGUAUUCUGCCCUGAAUUCACUCUGAUAUAUUGAUUGGCUGGACGAUCUUGGUGCCGUUUCCAGAAGAGUCACCGAAGGAAAAGAUCCAGGAGUGUAGAGGAUGAUGAGGAGGGUCACCUGAUCUGUGAAAGUGGAGACGUACUAAGAGCAAGAUGUAUAGAACAUUUUUCAACACUUUUUUAAAAACUUUUCAGCAAAAAAUCUGUUUAGAAUAGUAUGUCAGGAGGGGGGCUAAGGAAAUCUUCAUUGCUCUUUUGUUCUGUUUUUUGUGCUUUUUUUGUUCUUUUGCAUAUCAUCUUUUCUGUAGAAUUUAAAUACUGUUGUUCCAAAGUAGUAAAUGAAGCUUGAGAUUAGAACAAGAGAUAGUUGUUAACUAAUUUUUUCAUGACACCUGUCCAAUAAAAUAACACAUUCAGAUGUUGAGAUUUAAAGUAAUUAUGCUUUUAAAAUGGCACAUUUUUUAAAAGCCUACUUUGAUAGCAUUCAUCACUAUUUGAGUAAGGCAGUAACUAAUCUGACUUUUCUUUGUUCUUUUUAGAUGAAAUUGUUGAUACUUUAGGGGAAGGAGCAUUUGGAAAAGUAGUGGAGUGCAUUGAUCACCAUAUAUCUGUCGGUUCACAAGAGUGGGGAAAUAUUAAAGAUCUAAGGGAGAGGAAUGCAUGUAGCAGUUAAAAUUGUGAAAAAUGUUGGUAGAUACUGUGAAGCAGCCCGCUCAGAAAUACAGGUGCUGGAGCAUUUAAACACCAUGGAUCCAAGCAGCACAUUCCGCUGUGUCCAGAUGCUUGAAUGGUUUGAUCAUCAUGGUCAUGUUUGCAUUGUUUUUGAGCUGCUGGGACUUAGUACCUAUGACUUUAUUAAAGAAAACAGCUUUUUGCCAUUUCGUAUUGAUGACAUAAGACACAUGGCAUAUCAGAUAUGUCAAUCUAUAAAUUUUUUACAUCAUAAUAAGUUGACUCACACAGAUCUGAAGCCUGAAAAUAUUUUGUUUGUGCACUCAGAUUAUAUAGUAAAGUACAAUGCUAAGAUGAAACGAGAUGAACGAACACUAAAAAAUACGGAUAUCAAAGUUGUUGAUUUUGGAAGUGCAACUUUUGACGAUGAACAUCACAGUACAUUAGUGUCUACAAGACAUUACAGAGCUCCUGAGGUUAUUUUAGCAUUGGGAUGGUCCCAGCCCUGUGAUGUUUGGAGUAUAGGUUGCAUUCUAAUUGAAUAUUACCUGGGUUUUACAGUAUUCCAGACACAUGAUAGUAAAGAACACCUGGCAAUGAUGGAGCGAAUAUUAGGGCCUCUACCUACUCACAUGAUCAAGAAAUCAAGAAAACAUUAUUUUCAUCAUGACCAGUUGGACUGGGAUGAACAUAGUUCUUCAGGCCGAUAUGUAAGGAGACGCUGUAAGCCAUUAAAGGAAUUCAUGCACUGUCAGGAUGCAGAUCAUCAGACUCUGUUUGAUCUUGUUCACAAAAUGUUGGAGUACGAUCCAUCUGAUAGAAUUACUCUUGAUGAAGCCUUGCAACAUCCUUUUUUUGACCCACUAAAAAGGAAAUAAAUUCAGAUAGCUUAUAUGCUUCUCCAAGGAGAUUACAUAGACUGUGUCAGUCAGCAGAGAUAGCAUGAGACUUUUGUAAACUUUAAGUUAUUUUGUACAGGUAAGCCUGUAAAUAUUUCCAUAUGGUUUUUGUAUCACUGCCAUAUUUACCUUGUUAACGGUUCUGGUCUUGAUCAUAGAUAUGAAAAUAAAAGUAAUUUUUGAAA